GGAUUGUGUAGACUGCAGAUAUAGAUUCACCAAUUUCCCACUGCACUUUCUUCGCCGCCGCUACCACCGUCGCCAACCACCGUACUUUCCCCGUUCUUUCUUCAGGACAUGGUAUAAUCUAACUAGGACAGUCUCAAUAGUUCAACAUGUCAAUUCACGGAUGCUCUCCUUAAUCUCUUAGUAGGGGCGUGAUUAAUUUCCUUUGUUAUUUGUUUACAUCAUACAAGAUGAGCAGAUCUGAUCGUUUGAAGGAGAAGCUUGGAAAAAGUAAUUGGUUUUCUGUGGAUAAUUAUGAUGAAGAGAGCGCAGCCCGUACAAGGCCAAUUAGUUUUGAAGAGAUUAUGCUUAGAAGAAGUAACAAAGAAUUGCUUGAAAAUGUAAAGGACCCUGCCAAGGAAGCAUGGAAUACAUCACCUGGAGGUUCUUCAGAGAAAAUUGCUGAUCAUGUUGAGUCUGAAAGAAUUGAUAGAGAUGAUAAAAGUUCAUCCUUCGGCACGGAGAAACAUGCUUUGGAGGAGCCAGUGAAUGUAAGUUCUAGAAAGAAGGUUGAGAGCACGUAUGUAAAGAAAGAUGAUUUAACUGAAGGGGAUGAUAGAGCAAACUAUAUUUUAGAAACCAAAUCAAGUACUGCAUUAAAUGAUAAAGGCAGAGUAACUAAAGAUAAGACUGGUGAAGAGAUGCAUGGUUGGAGAAAAAAUGAGCGAAUUAGUGAUAACUCUCAGUAUAAAGCUGGAAAUAAGCAUUCAAGAGAAUCAGUUAAUAAGGAUUGUUAUGCAGAAAUAAGUAGAUCAAAAUCUGAAAGGAACAAAAAGAGAAAAAACCAAAUUGGAGAUGAUGAGAAUCCUGACAAGUAUCAUACUGAAAGGAAGCAUGACAAAGAAAGACAUGAUAGGUGGAAAAUGAAAAAGCGGUUAAGCAAUAAUUCUGAAGAAGUACGUGAAAAGAAGUAUCAUAGAGAUUCAGAUAAGGAUAAGCAUGCAGAGGGUAGAGCAAAAUAUGAAAGAGAUAUCAGGAGAAAAUACCGUAACGGAGAUGAUGAAGCACAAGACAGAAAUGCAACAAGGAAACAAGAUCUUGUGAAACACCAUAACCCACACAUUUAUGAGAGGAAGGAGAAGCGGGAAAAGGUGAAGUCACAUUAUGAAGAAUCAACAGCAAAGAGGAGACAGUCAAGAAGUCGAGAGCGUGAAGAUAGAAGAAAGUCCUCUUCUUUUUCACCCAGGGCACAAAAACAUACUUAUCAUGAUGGAGAGCGUGAAGAGUCGUCUAUGCUUUCUCUGAAAGAUAGUUCUAGAAAAAAGCAUACUGAUGUUGAUAGAAGCAGAGUAUCAACUAAUGGUUCUAGUAGUCACCAUCAUCGACAUGGUGGCUCUACGAGUGGACUUGGCGGCUAUUCUCCGAGGAAGAGGAAAAGUGAAGCUGCUGUUAAGACUCCUUCCCCAUCUAAGCAUUCUUUAGAGAAGAAACGUGCUGGAUGGGAUCUUCCCCCUGUAGGGACAGAUAAUCCUUCUCCAGCUUUUGUUUCUUCUAGUUUUCAAUUAUCAAAUUAUACUGUGUUAUCCAACAUGCAUGAUGUGGCUUCGGCUACUUCCCUGGAUCUAGCCAUGGUGAAGCCUCUGCCAGUUUCUUUUCUGAACGAUGUAUCAGCAGGGAAGAAUGCCAACAUUGGUUCUGUCCAACUGACUCAAGCUACCCGGCCUAUGAGAAGGCUUUAUCUUGAGAAUCUACCAGCUUCGGCCUCUGAGAAAUCUGUGAUGGAUUGUUUCAAUAACCUCUUGCUCUCUGUUGGUGUAAAUCAUAUCCAACAAGCUCAACCAUGUAUCAGCUGCAUUUUGCACAAGGAUAAGGGCCAAGCACUUGUAGAAUUCCUUACAGCUGAGGAUGCAUCAACGGCUCUUUCUUUUGAUGGAAGUACAUUAUUUGGCUCCAUCGUGAAAAUUAGACGCCCCAAAGACUAUGUUGAAGUUGCAACUGGUGAACCAGAGAGAUCAGUGGAUACUGCUGUCACAAUAAGUGAUGUUGUAAUUGAUUCACCUGAUAAGAUCUUCAUUGGUGGAAUUUCAAAUCAUCUUUCUUCAGAGAUGCUUGUGGACAUUGCUGGUGCAUUUGGAUCUUUGAAGGCUUACCACUUUGAGACGGACGACAGCAAUGGAUCACGUGCUUUUCUGGAGUAUGUGGACCACUCUGUUACCGUCAAAGCUUGUGCUGGUUUGAAUGGUAUGAAGCUGGGAGGGGAAGUACUUACAGUUGUUCAGGCUAUGCCUAAUGCAUCAUCAUCCUUGGAAAACGGUAGUAAACCACCAUCUUAUAGCAUUCCAGAGCAUGCAAAGCCACUGCUCAGAAAGCCAACAGAAGUAUUAGAGAUUAAAAAUGUGUUCGCAUUGGAGUCUAUUUUGUCUCUAUCUGACAUGGCGAUUGGAGAAAUUUUGGAGGAUGUACGAUUGGAAUGUGCAAGAUUUGGGUCUAUCAAAUCAAUUAAUGUAGUCAAGCAUAGCAGUGAGAAAAAUUUAGCAACCAAAUUGGAAGAAUGUGAAGUUAUAAACGAAGUGGAUUCUAAAGAAGCUUCUCCAGAAAACCCUUGUGUCGUUAAUAAUGCAGAAUCUAGUUUUUCUGAAAAGGCUGCUUCCCCCGUGUCCAAAGGAAUAAGUGGAGUUGAAUUCCAUUACGAAAAAGAACUGGAAGAAGAUACAGUUGAUGAUGGUAGUGCUGCCGAUGUUGAUAAAAAUGCUGAUGAAGUUGUUGACAAUAAAUCAUGUCAUGAAGAACAGCUUGUGAGUGAUAGAACUGUUGAAGCUGCGGACAAAAAGAGCAUACCCAGUAGUAUCAUUCAAGAAUGUCCUGAUCACCAGGAUACACCCAAUGAUGGGCCAGAAUUGCAUGAGAAAAUGGUUGCUAACAAUAUUGAUGUGGAUAUCGAAAAUAAGAUGGUGGGUGGCAAUAUGGACUUACAAAACACGGUUUGUGAAUUUCGGGAAGGCUUUUCUGAACGUGAUUCUAGUUCAGAAUUAGUUGCUCCCAAAAAGGGCAUUGAUGAGGAAGAUGAUAUUUACGAUCAUGUAUUUGAACCAGGUUCUGUUCUUGUUGAGUAUGGAAGAACUGAAGCAUGUCUUUCGGCAGCACAUUGUCUACAUGGACGUUUCUUUGAUGGCAGAAUGGUGACAGUGGAGUAUGUUACCCUCAGUUUAUAUAAGGCAAGGUUUACAAAAUGAGCAUUUCAAAGUGAGUGGUAAAUUGGUUACAUGAUGAACAUAAUUUAGUAUUGCAUGAUUGUGCAAGAAUGAAUGAAUUAAUCUGAUUGGUUAUGUUAGCAUGCCUCCUGGUAUAAAAUAUAUUGGAACAUGUUUUUAACAUUCAGAUUUACCUUGCUGAUGUUUAGUAUUUUAAACAUUUGGAGUGGGAAAAAGCUUAAUUGAGCAAUUUCAAAUUGAGAUAAAUGCAGUAGCAUGCAUGCAUCAAAUCUGAUUACGAUUUUUCUCUUUUUAGGUUGGGCAUAUGAUGAAAAUUUAUAUCGUACCAAAUGUUUUUUUAACUGUGGUUAGACUUUGAGCUGGUGGUCUCAUGCUAUUUGGAGAUAUUCAUUGUAUAAGGUUAUGUUGCAUUACAAACUGGUUGUAUCGUAGUUAUUUUUAGAUGCUAGUUCCAGGGCCAUACUUUUU
Molecule: messenger RNA, 3656 nt
Organism: Gastrolobium bilobum
Lineage: Eukaryota; Viridiplantae; Streptophyta; Magnoliopsida; Fabales; Fabaceae
Product: splicing factor U2af large subunit B
Exons: 10
Coding region: 228-3209 (993 amino acids)
Cellular component (GO): commitment complex; U2-type prespliceosome; nuclear speck
Molecular function (GO): pre-mRNA 3'-splice site binding; poly-pyrimidine tract binding
Source: RefSeq, a predicted model, not a curated record